Molecule: messenger RNA, 5803 nt
Organism: Octopus bimaculoides (California two-spot octopus)
Lineage: Eukaryota; Metazoa; Mollusca; Cephalopoda; Octopoda; Octopodidae
Product: mitochondrial import receptor subunit TOM40 homolog
Biological process (GO): protein import into mitochondrial matrix
Cellular component (GO): mitochondrial outer membrane
Molecular function (GO): transmembrane protein transporter activity
Source: RefSeq, a predicted model, not a curated record
GGAAGUUAAUUACUGCGCAUGUACGAACACAUGGCUACACUCCUCUGCUCCACGUGAAGCGGGGCUGGAGAAGAUUUAGGGGCUGUUCAAUAAUAUAACUGUAUAUAAAUUUUAAUAGCAGUUUUCAACAUAUUUAGGACACUAUGGGUAAUGUAAAUGCAGCAUCACAACCUCCAUCAACGGCGGUACCACCGUUAUUAACACCACCGCCACCUGCACCACCUAAAGAACCGGCACAAACUUCUGGGCUUUCUGGAGGUCCCCCAUCAGAAAUUCCCCUAACAAAUUUUCCUGACAAUCCUGGAACUUUUGAAGAUCUCCAUAAAAAAUGCAAAGAUGUAUUUCCUCAAGUGUUCGAAGGUGGGAAGCUGAUUAUUUCCAAAGGUUUAAGCAGUCAUUUUCAAAUCAGCCAUACUUUGUCUAUGAGUACAUUCCAGUCAACUGGAUAUCGGUUUGGAGGAACAUAUGUUGGUACCAAAAUGUACAGUGCUCAAGAGGCUUACCCUGUUCUUAUUGGUGAUACUGAUGCUUCUGGUAAUAUGAAUGCAAACAUUAUACAUCAAUUUACUGAAAGACUUCGAGGGAAAUUUGUUGCCCAAAUCCAGAACAGCAAGUGGCUGGCCACACAAUGUGCUGUGGAUUAUAAAGGCAAUAAUUUCACUGGUUCUUGUACUCUUGGAAAUAUAGAUAUUGUUAAUGAAUCUGGUAUUGCAGUUGCUCAGUAUUUACAGAAAGUUAGCUCUUCAUUAAUGCUUGGUGCUGAGCUAUUAUAUCAGUAUGGUAACACCGUCCCUGGGAAUGAAAUGGCUAUACUUUCAUUAGCUGGGAAAUAUUCAGGAGAUAAAUGGCAGCUUUCUGCUAACUGUAGUCCUGCUGCUGGAGGUAUUCACUUAGGCUUUCAUCAGGAGGUCAUGGAAAACCUUGAAAUAGCUGUUGAAAUGGAAUCAAGUUUACAAGAAAGUGCUACAACAGUAGGAUACCAAUAUGAAAUUCCGAAUGCUGGAAUGACAUUUAGGGGACAACUGGAUACCAACUGGUGUGUAGGGGCAAUGUUGGAGAAGAAACUGCUGCCAUUUCCAUUUACCUUUGCUUUGAGUGGAUAUGCUAAUCACACUAAAGCACAAUACCGAUUUGGUGUUGGUCUUAUUGUAGGUUAAAGAAUUUAGGUUAUUAUCACCCAACAGGAACGUACAAGCAAAGAUACAUAUAUUAUCAAAACCUUCAUUAACUCAUCUGUGCAUGGUGAGCCAUACUGAUGUUCUAAGAUGUUAUCUUGAAGGAUGUAUGUUGAUCUGGGUUUUUAUUUAAGCUAACCUAUGUAUAGGUGUUUGAGAAUAUACAUGCAUCUCUCUGUAUAUUUGUAUGCUUAUGCAUAUAAAAAUAUUUGCAUACAUGUGAGUUCAAAUAUGAUGUAUAUCUAUAAUUGUGUGUGUGUUUGUCUGGAUAUAUAAAUUGUAUCAGGACAAUUAAGUUAAAUUCAAACUUAUUUUGUAUGAAAAUGAUCCCAGAUCAGAGAUACUAAAAAAACCUAUAAUAGAAAAUUUAGCUGAGUCUAUGAUAAGUAGACAGCGAGGGGAGUAAAUUUCAGAAAAUAUUGUCUUUUGAUUUUCACCUUAGUAUAGCUGAAAAAUUUAUCUUUAUGGAACCUUAGGUUUUUAACAGAUCUAUAAUAAAAUAUCGGCUUUAAAAUUUUGAUCAUGGCCACUAAUUGAAGUCAUUAAGACUAAAUCAGCCAACUAUCUACAGCAACUUUUCUGUUUUAAGAAUUUUAUUAACAGCUGACUACUUUACUGUAACUGCUAAUUAAUAUCCUAGCAGUUUUUGAAGUUGUUGACUUCAGCAAGAGUUAUAAAAGUGUCUGUGACCUGAUUUUGAUCCCUAAUUGAAGUCAAUUCAUUGAAGCCAUUAAUGCCUUUUAGAAAGGCUCAAACAUUAUACAAUCUCAUUUCCCUUCCCAGUAAGCAUUGAGGUCUUAUGCUUAUGUAAGAGAGCAAUAUUGUUUCUGUUACACAACUUGAAGCAAAUGUUAAUACAUUGUCUCCAUGUAUUUUUAAAGCAAAUUCAUUUUUAAUAAUUAUUGUAACAAGAUGGAGGGAAGGUAGGAUACAUUUACUUUGAUUGGGUUUUGAGAACAAUAGAGCUCUCAGCCAGUUAGUAUUGGUGACCAGAGACAGUACAUUGAUUAAUUUGAACCUGAAAUGUUACUAAAUCUGUUUGCAUUCAUAAGAGUUAAUUUUCAAACACCUAAAAUGGUUACUUAAUUCAAACCCAAUAUUUGCUGGAUGACUUUCUUUUUACCUUCAUUUGUAAACUGUUGACUUAGAUAAAUGUAAAUUUCUUUCACUCUUCAUCAUUUCCCACUUUUUAAAAAUCAACACAUGUUUUUGUUAUAAGAAACUUAAUUCCUCUAUUUUGUGCUUUUGACACAAUCCCAAAAUAUUGAUGCCAUAUCUGUGUUCCUUACUACAUUCAUGUUAUACGCAUUGCUUGAUCACGACAUCUCAAUACUAAGGGGUUUGCCCUUUGUGGAAAAAUUUGAAUCAAUAAAUAUGAACAUUUCUAGAUAUACUAAAAGGUUUGUCGAUCUUUAAUUAGCAGUCAAUGUAAAAUAUUCAAUGGGAUAUAAAAAUAUGGGGAGGGGGCAGCCUGCUGUUAAUAUUCUUCAAGCUUAGCUAGUUGUUUGACAAAUGUUAUGUUCUUUGGAUGUCAAUAUAUCGAAGGGUCUUAAUGUACUUCAACCCAUUUCAUUUACUUCAUAUUCAAUUCUGGAGUUUGAAAAGUAUGUUGAUUACAAAGACAGUGAGACUCAAGUUAUUUAAAUGAAUCAAUCUUCGUCUGAUUUCGAUAUUCUUUAUAUCAUGGUUAUAGAAGUAUUUAUUCAAAAGUAGUAAAGUGUCAAAAGCAUUUCAAAUCUGUGUAAAGAUAGAAAUAUUUCUCCCUCUCUCUCUCUGCCUUAAUUUCAUAAUUUUUCUUACUGAAUAAACUCUGUUACAAAAUAAGCUUGGAUUGAGUAGUAAAUCCCAGUAUAUCCUAGUUUAUUUAUUUUCUCCGUUCUGCAUGCCAUUACCUACAAAAAGAAAAUUGAAUACUGGGAUACUAAUUUGAAACAUCAAAUGUUUUGAAGGGAUUGUCUGUUUAUAAAAUGAAUACUUCAGGGAAUUUUGAAAAGAAAAUCUAUGACUAUGUUUUAAGAUAUAUAAACGACAAACAUUCUUCUAUUUUACAAGCUUAUACUUUCAUUUGUCUGAUAAUGCUUUGAAUCAAUUUUAUAGACUGCUGCAUCUAAAAUAUAUUGAUUUCUUAUUGCUUAGCACAACAUCAUAAGAACGGUGACGGAGAACUACACUAGUGGUGUGCAGCUUGACGGAGAAAGCCUGUGCAAUCUGAGAUACACCAAUGACACAACCCUCAUAAGUAACAGCAAGGACGAAUUGCUGCAUAUGAUACACAAAGUGAAAGACAUGAGUGCACAGAGUGACCUAUUCCUGAAUGUAAAGAUGACAAAGAUCUUGGUGGUGGAUAAGUACAGGACAGACCAAGGUGACUUCACCGUAGACGGAGAGAUGAUUCGGGAAGUGGAUGAUUUUGUGUACUUGGGAUCCACAAUCAGCACCAGUGGAACAAGCACACCAGAGAUAUGGAGAAGGCUCGCGAUAGCGAGGCAAGCGGUACAAGAUAUGGAGAACAUCUGGAAGAGUCGUGGCGUGUCAAUGCUGCUGAAGAUAAGGCUACUUCGGGCUGUCACUUUCUCUAUUGCAGCGUAUGGCUGCAAGUCGUUGACAAUGUUGAAGGCAGACGAGAAAAGAGUGAACGCUUUUGAAAUGUGGUGUUACCGCAGAAUCCUUAGUGUCAUGGACGGAGAGAAGGACAAACAACUGUGUACUAGAAAAGCUCGGUUGCAAGAUGACACUUCGGCGAAACAUCAUGAAGUGGAAGCUACGGUUCUUUGGCCACGUCAUGCGCUAGGAUGGACUUGAGCAAACGAUCAUAACUGGCAAGGUGAACGGCAGACGUAAAAGGGGCAGUCCACCCACUUCUUGGCUGAAAGACAUCGCAGCCACAGGAUUGUCUUUAUUCUCAGCUGUCCUUGGGGUAGAAAACAGGAGAAGGUGGCAAGAUAUCAUGAUGACCACAGCAUCGCAUAAUGUGACACCUGACUAGAGAGAAGAAGCACAACAGAGUUGACAGUUAUUGGUUUCCAGGGAGCCAGUUGUUGCUUUGCUGCAUUUUCAAUGACAUGGGAGUGUCUGUACAACUCAAGCAGAACAAACAACACAUUUUGUUUGAUGCACCAGCUUAUCAGCAAUUAUCUCUUACCAAUACACAAACUUUUAUCCAAAAUGCUUGGCAUCAGAAAUGUUUUGGAUAAAAUUUUUUUUUUUUUUACUGAAUUAUUCUACUUAUGCAUAUAUAUAUAUAUAUAUAUAUAUAAUAGGGAGACUUGGUAAUGGAACCUAGCCUUAAGCAUGUCCAUUUACUUCAUUGUACUGCUUAUACAUGCAGGAUGUUUUAUUAAAUAAGCAUCACCUUCAUGCAAGCCGUGUCUGUUUCCAAUCUUUCAUGAAAACCUGACUUAUUAUGAGGAAAUAUUUCCAUACUUGGAAAUCAGUGAGAGUUGGUCACAGGGAGGACAACCAGCUGAAGAAUCUGCCUCAACAAAUUCUGUCCAACCUAUGCGAGCAUGUAUAAGCGGACAGUAAAACAAUAAUAUAAAUGUAGUGAAAAUAAUAAUUUCAUUUAUACUGAUAGUCACAUUACAUGCAUCCAGGGCAUUAUAAAUAUAGGUGAUUUCAUAUAAAAAUGUUUUAUUUUUACCCAAGAUAAGUAUCAGAAACAGUUGAGAAACCUGAAGUAGAUACUGCAACACUGAGGUAGUACUCUGUUCAAUCACUUUUAACCCUUUAGCGUUCAUAUUAAUCUGCCAAAUGCAAUGGUUAUGCAUUCACAUUGUUUUGAAUUAAUCAUGCAUUAUUUCAUAGCUUUGGGAUUUCAAUGGUAUGAUUGUUUUUUAGAAUUACACUGUAGGGUAGGUGUAAGAGGACAAAUCUGGCUAGUUUGAACAUAAGACAGAAUAUUUGGACUGGAUAUGGUUGGUUUAAAUGCUAAAGGGUUAAAUGAUUAUUCGAGUGACAGCUGCAUCGUUUACAAGUGUUUUGUUGAUUUUGUUUUUAUAUAUAUAUAUUUUGCCAUGAUUUCUUGUUCUGUAAUGUCUGCCAGCUACUCUAGUCCUUCAAUAAGUUCAUCUCGCAUUUUCACUAUGUUAUCUAUGGGCACCUUUCCCUCUGUUAACCAUGUUAUCACCAUUAAGAUUGCCUUGUUUGGAAAAUAUUUCAGCUGUUUCACCUUCAGUUAUGGAAUGAGCAACUGGAGCAUUGUUAUUAAUGAAAACUUCCUUGAUAUUCACUUCCUCUGACUUGCUGAUGAAUUCUAACUUGAUAUUUUCCUGUAUGUAAGGUCUGACAUCUCACUUAAUUUGCAGAAUUCUCUAAACUCAUAGCUUGUAGUUAUUGGUUAGAGGUUGUGCCAGGCAUGCACAAGGGUGUCUUAAGCUAUUUGAUCCCAUACAUUGGUGACUUCCUUUAUGUCAUCCUUUAGAAUAACUCUUUUUUUGGAAGCCUUUCACAACUGCCAGUAUGCUGUUCAAGAAAAUGUUUGCAUUGAUGUAAGGACACUUUAGUUGCAUGGCUGAAUUAAUGAUAUCUACAUUUUGAAGAAAAGUACAUUACAUAAACAUUAUUUUUGAUUAGAAGUUCAGAUGGUGGAUGAACUGAAUAUUUGUACAGAAAUAAAAUCUUACUCUUGA